Molecule: messenger RNA, 1926 nt
Organism: Acanthisitta chloris (rifleman)
Lineage: Eukaryota; Metazoa; Chordata; Aves; Passeriformes; Acanthisittidae
Gene: LRRC70
Product: leucine rich repeat containing 70
Exons: 1
Coding region: 1-1926 (641 amino acids)
Molecular function (GO): protein binding
Source: RefSeq, a predicted model, not a curated record
AUGAGUAAGAAGGCCAAAGACAGGGAUAUGUGUGUUCUGCAAAGUUCUCCACCCUGUCCAGGAGCAUUGCUGUGUAUGCUUAAUUGUUUUCUUUUGUUGCUGCUCCAGAAGGAGGCUUUUGGCUGUCCCUCUGCUUGCCAGCUCUGCACAGGGAGGCAGGUUAGCUGUCGUAACGCGGGGCUCUCGAGCAUCCCUCGGAACUUUCCAAAAUCCGCAGUUCUUGUGUACCUCAGUGGAAAUAAUAUCUCACGUGUCACUCCAAACGAACUAAGAGGCCUUCAGAAUCUCGCUGCACUCUACAUGGAUAACUCCAGUGUUUUGUAUGUACACCCAAAAGCUUUUGUGGAGCUCCCCAGACUGUGUUACUUGCAUCUAAAUAACAAUAAUAUUAAACGCCUGGAUCCAGGGAUCUUUGAAGGUCUCUCCAAUCUUCGUUGUUUGUACCUUCAGAGUAAUCAAAUAGCUUUUGUUCCCAGAGGAUUAUUUAGUGAUCUCCUUUCUGUUAGACACUUAACGCUUCAAAGAAAUCGUCUCAGUGUCCUUGGGAGUGGGACUUUCUUGGGAAUGAGAAGUCUCCAAGCACUAAACCUAGGCAAUAAUAAGAUUUCACGGAUAUCAGAUUCGGCAUUUCAUCAUCUUGAAAACCUUGCAUAUUUGUUUCUCGAAGGUAACAACUUAACACUUGUGCCAUCGAAUGCUCUUGGAAGGCUCCAAAAUCUUGAAAGACUUUCUUUGUCUCACAAUCCCAUUGGAUCAAUACAACCUUUUGCAUUUAAAGGACUUAACAAGCUUAGGUAUCUGUCUUUAAGAAACGUCAAGCUAAAAUGCAUUGCUGUAAAUGGAUUUUUUGGAUUAAACAACCUUACCCAGUUAAUCUUAAGUUAUAAUGAUUUAGAAAAUAUUAAUUCCAGCACUUUUAAUUUAUUAAACAAUUUAAUGUAUCUGCAGCUAGACAGAAAUAAAAUAGCCAGCAUUGGCGAUGGUACCUUUGAAAAAAUGGGACAGUCACUUAAAAUACUCAGUUUAGCAUUUAAUAAUAUUACAGAGUUACAACCUGAAGUGCUCAAGCCCUUAGUAUCUUUAACUCAUCUACAGGUAAACUCUAAUCCUUGGAACUGCAGCUGCAAAAUGCUUGGGCUACUUAACUGGCUGGCAUCAUCUCCUGUUUCUGUAAGGAUUGACUGUCAGAAUCCCCAGAGUAUGCGUGGUAGACCUUUGCAUUACAUUAAGUGGACUCAGUUUGCAGACUGCAUUAGCCCCACUGCCAGCCCAGACACUGCCUGGGGUCUGGGAUCCAUCGGUGUCCGUCGCAGUGCUACCACUCUGCUGAUGGCAUGGCAUAAGGGAAACAGGCACAACACACUUGAGCAGUUUGUCAAAGCAGAAACUAAGGAUGUUGCUCUAUGGGGAGAAACUACAGCUACAUCUGCUACCCCACUGCCCUAUGCAGAAAAUGCUGUUGAAAUUCCAUCACAGAUAACUACACACUUAACAACAUUACCAGUGCAAAUAUCAGCACAGAUUAUACCUACUAACAGAACCGUACAAGAAGAAGAUUUGUCUCCAACAGGUGCUGCUCCUGUGUCAUUAAAAACAUCUCUGAUUUGUACACAGCAAGUUGAAAAGCUGAACCAGGCUUUUGACAUUUUACUAGCCUUCUUCAUUCUGGCUUGUGCUGUGAUCCUGUUCUUAACCUGUAAAGUUAUCCAGUUUAGGCAGAAACUAAAAGUGCUGGAAAACUCAGGGGAAAAGAGAAUAGAGUAUUAUGGCUUUUAUCAGCCUGGCAGAUACAACAUAGCUGACCCAGUGCAGUCUCUAACUCGGAAAGCAGUGGGGCACCCAGAACUGGACCAAAUUAGGCUGCUCAAGCGAACUGCAUCAGAAAGUCAGGCACAGGUCAUACUGUUUGAACAUUCAUCACUGUGA